GUUAAAUGAUGUCCCAUGACGCGUGCCUUUGCUGAGCCCUGAGCCCGAGAACAAGUCUAGUUGUAAUUGCUCAAAACGAUGAAAAGCAAUCAGAAGUCGGUCCUACUUGAAGGCGAGGCGGCAAUAUAGCACGACGAUCUAGUAUGGAGCUUAAAAUAUCAUAAAGGUUAAGGUCGUGAAUUUGUCGCACGUCGAUAGCUUGUUAUGUAGAUAGAAACAGCACUAAAAAAUCCGCUUACUUUUCCUUCCCGACAGCGCAGUUCUACUCCCAAGAAGCCUUCAUAUCGUUCCCGCACAAGAAUAAAAACUUGAUUUGAAAAACCACGCAUUGCUGGCGACACCCUUGCUCGCUUGUGCGCCUAGUAGCCCCCAGCAUCUACUUCAUCAUCGUCCCCAGUGGAGCAACAUCAUUUAUUUUGCGUUCUUUGCUCCUUGUGUCCUUUGUUUCGUUAACCACGCCACAUCAAAAAUGAAGGAGGACCGCGGACUGCAGGUCGACACGACCGGGGAGCAGCCCCUUUUCGUGCGCGACUUCCACACCCCCGCGAACGCCCGGCCGGGGAUGUUAUCCCCAUUAAACGCCCGCGGGCCGUAUUCCCCGGUGCCCACGCACCUGCGGAAGCAGUACGUGGAGAAGAUGUACGAGAUUUUUCAACUGGCGGACGAAACCCACAGCGGCGUGGCGGAGCUGAAAAAGUGCCUCCACAUCGCGGAGCACCAGUUUGCCAAGGAGGUGGUCACGCUGAACCACGAGCACUACGCGUUCAGCUACGAGAAGCUGUUGACCUUCGACGAGUUCAUGAUCAUCGCGGACGAGGUCAUCCCCAUGCGGGAGCUGUACUUUUUCGUCAUUUCCGGCGACCUGUUUGACGACCGCGACGAAAAGGUGGAGGAAAUCACCUCGGGCCUCGCCCACGUGCCGGAGAAGGAGCACGCGGAGCUCGUGAAAAACGCGGCGCCGCUCACGAAAAGCGGCAAGGAGAAGCUCGUGAAAGUAAGCAUCGAGGACCUGUCCGCCCUGCCCUUGCACUACGGCGUGGAGAGGUACGACUGCGCAAAGUGUGGAAUCACCGCCGAAAACAUGAUGGCGAACUGUAUAUUUUUCUUGUGUUUUCCCUUUUCCUUUUCUUUUCUUGACAGUAUCAUGACGUAUCGACUCGCAGCGAUGCCGAAGCCGAUGCUCUGCACAGUCACUUGUUUUUGUCAGUGAAGUGCUUGCUCGCGUGACCAAGGUGGCACGACAUAAUUGUUUCCCCAACAUGUACAAGAUUCAAUUUCUUUGAUCUAGCGCCCUUCGGCAUCAGAGUCAGCCGAGACAAAGAUAUCAUUAUCAAAGAAGAAAACUACCUGUAUCUCGAUCAACAUAAUUUUCAAAGCAAGGACUACUUCAUCUAUGUCUAUCCGAAACAAUAAAUCUACUACUUUUCAGAUUGCUAUGUGGGCAUGCAGUCUGGGGAGGUGUUGUGCUCUAUUUGCGGUAGCGUGGACCAAGGGAACCGCCUAAACCACAGUAUGGCCGUGAAGCAAACGGAGCGUCGGUCCCGACCGGUGAAGCCCACCUUUAUGCCGCCCUACUUGGUUGGCUACCUGACGCCGGCCGAGGUGAAGGCCGAGAAGCGAAAGGGGAGGAACAAACCCGCAAUGAUCUUCACGGCGCAGUCGUGAGCAGGAGUAGCUGCUACUAGUGUCCCACCUCUAUCUAAUAUGCUGUGACUAACUACACUUGCACUUGCACUAGCACCACCACCACGUACAGCAUGAUAAUACAAAUUUAACUACGGCUGUGAACAGGAUAUCCUCCUGGUCGUGUACUAGUGUGAACUUUUCAAUGAACUGGUGCUGCAGGUCGACGUUCUUUUGUACAAGUAUCUAACCUGUGUGGCAUAGAAAUUUAUCGUACCUCAAGCUGAACAAGUACCUAGUAGAGUGUCAUCUUCAAUAAAAAUGUUUUUGAUUCUGCAAACUUCUCCCCCCGUUCCGUUCCGAUCCUGAGAUGUUGGUACCCCCAGCGUCAUCCGAUACAGUCGCAAGUUCAAAAAAGUUGACCUGAAAAAGAUCCUCAGCAGUGCAGCAUGAUGAACGCACAUCAUCAUAGUACAUCAAACAAACAUAGCAUUAUGACGAAACCUCGCAGAGAAUGAGAAACGAGGCACUCAAGAAAUAAACUGUCAGCAUGUUUGGCAGGUGGCACUGUCCAGAAUAAAUACCAGAAAGGUCAGUGUGAACUGAUUACUUCGAAGCGAA
Amoebophrya sp. A120 is the source of this 2244-nucleotide messenger RNA. The record is from the annotation of a GenBank genome assembly. NCBI's taxonomy places the organism in Eukaryota, Dinophyceae, Syndiniales, Amoebophryaceae.